AAAUUUUCUUUGGAUCGAAAAUUUUGAGUACGAAGAAAUUGAUCCAUUGAGAGGGGAAACAACUCUAAAAGACUUGUUUUACAAACUUAACGUUUGUAAACGUAGAAAAGAUAGUUAUUUACUGACAAUUAAAGCAGGCUGUUAACAGAAUGACUUCAUACAUGGAUCCAGAUAAUGAUCCAUCACUUCAUCGUUUAGAGGGAUCAUCAGGGAACCAGGCUGGAGGGCUUGUUAUCAUGAAAAAGAACCCUGCAUCCCAGACUGACAAACACUCUUUCAAAAAGCCAUCUCUGCUUGGUCUAGACAAACUUGCUGCAGCAAAAAGACAGUCGGAGGAGGAAACAGAAAAUGUUAAAAAGAAGUCAAAGGUGACAUCCUACAGGGAUGAUUAUGAUGAUGACAGCAGUGAUUCUGAUGAUGAAGUUGAAAAUGAAUCUAGAAAAUCUGAUAAGGAUAGAAAGAAGGAAAGACACUACCGACAAUCCAGAAUUGAUACACCAUCUCAUCCUGGAGGUGUAAGUAAUGCGGUAUUAGACCGACGUCAAGACCGGCAUGACAGAGAUAAAGACAAGGGAGUGUAUGCUUCAUCUAAACAUCAUGACAGGGAUAGAAAGAAGGACAGAAAGGAUAGAGAAAGAGACAGGCGACAUGAUAGAGAUAGGGAUAGAGAUAGACGGAAGAACAGAGAUAGAGAUGGGGAUCACCGUAGUGAGAGAGGUUCUGAGCGCAGGGAUAGGAACUCUGAUCGGCGAGAUCGACAUUCUGAAAGAAGUUCUCGCAGCUCUAGAGACUGGAAUGAUACUCCACGCAGGAGAAAUGAGCCUGCAACUCCUAAUAUAAGGCCAAAAGACACGCCAUCUAGAUCUGCAUGGGACGAUGAUGAGGAUUUUACACCUCCAAAACGAUCAAGUUGGGAUAUGUUGACACCUAGUGGAUACGAUGACCGGGAGAGUGACCUUGAUACCCCCUCUGAUUAUAGAAGAUCUAAGAGUUCAAGAUCAAGGAAUUACAGUAAAGAAACACCUUUACCUACCCCGACAUACAAAUACAAUGAAUGGAUGGAUGAUAGAAAGAAAAUAAAAUACACACCUAAAGAUUCCAGCAGACAAGAGAGUGAAGAUUUAGAGUUCAAGGACGACGACGAUAAAGCAGACUGGGAGGAAGAACAGAAGCGACUCGAUCGAGAAUGGUACGGUCUCGAUGAAGGUUACGACGACCAACAUAAUCCAUUCGCUGGCAUGUCAGAGAACUAUACAAAGAAAAAGGAGGAGGAAAUAGAAAAAAGAAAGAAAAAUCGAAUGUCAGCAAGACAACGUCAGAUAAAUCAGGAUAUAGAAAAAUGGGAGACAAACAGGAUGUUACGUAGUGGUGUUGUGGAGAAGUUAAAUUAUGAUGAGGACUUUGAGGAGGAGAAUGAAGCCAGGGUUCAUCUUCUUGUACAUAAUAUAGUACCACCAUUCCUAGACGGGAGAAUUGUGUUCACUAAACAGCCCGAACCUGUUAUACCUAUAAAGGAUCCUACCUCAGACAUGGCAGUGGUAUCUAAGAAAGGUUGUGCUGUAGUCAGGGUACACAGAGAACAGAAGGAAAGAAGAAAAGCUCAGAAAAAAGAAUGGGAGCUUGCUGGAACAAGGAUAGGGGAGAUAAUGGGGGUCAAGAAAAAGGAAGAAGAGGAUGAACGUGAGGAGAAAGACUACAAACAAGACUACAAGUUUGCUGAUUUACUACAAGACAAGACUGACGCUGUCAGUGAUUUUGCUAAGAGGAAAACAAUGUCACAACAGAGACAGUACCUACCAAUCUUUGCUGUCAGGAAUGAGUUACUGAAUAUUAUACGAGAUAACAGUGUUGUGAUCAUUGUUGGAGAAACAGGAUCAGGGAAGACAACACAGCUUACACAGUAUUUACAUGAAGAUGGUUACACAAAGUAUGGUAUGGUAGGCUGUACACAACCUCGUAGAGUUGCUGCUAUGUCCGUUGCUAAGCGUGUAUCCGAGGAGCUGGGAGUCAAACUUGGAGAUGAGGUCGGCUAUGCUAUGAGAUUUGAGGACUGUACCAGUGAGAAUACAAUGAUCAAGUAUAUGACAGACGGUAUAUUGUUACGUGAAUCUUUGAGGGAGUCAGAUCUGGAUCAUUACAGCGCUAUAGUGAUGGACGAAGCUCACGAACGUUCCCUCAACACAGAUGUACUGUUCGGACUGUUAAGAGACGUAGUUUCUAGAAGACAGGACUUAAAGUUGAUUGUAACCUCGGCAACUAUGGAUGCUGGAAAAUUUGCUCAGUUCUUUGGCAAUGUGCCAACGUAUACAAUUCCGGGAAGAACGUUUCCUGUGGACAUCCUGUAUGCCAAAAAUCCCGUGGAAGACUAUGUUGAUGCAGCUGUCAAACAAGCAUUACAGAUCCAUUUAAUGGGGCUUGAAGGUGAUAUCUUAGUGUUCAUGCCAGGUCAAGAGGAUAUUGAAGUCACAUGUGAGUUAUUGGGAGAGAGACUAGAAGAAUUAGAUGAAGCUCCUCCCCUAGCAAUUCUACCCAUAUAUUCCCAGUUACCUAGUGAUCUCCAGGCGAAAAUUUUCCAGAAAGCUCCAGAUGGAAUAAGGAAAUGUAUUGUAGCCACAAAUAUUGCUGAAACAUCACUCACAGUUGAUGGAAUCAUGUUUGUAGUGGAUUCGGGUUACUGUAAACUUAAAGUGUUCAAUCCUAAAGUCGGUAUGGAUGCCCUUCAAGUGUUUCCUAUUAGUCAGGCAAAUGCCAAUCAGAGGUCAGGGAGGGCAGGAAGAACAGGUCCAGGACAAGCUUACAGAUUAUAUACAGCCAGGCAGUAUAAAGAUGAACUUCUCACGAUGACCGUCCCUGAAAUACAACGUACAAACCUCGCCAAUGUUGUACUACUGUUGAAAUCCCUUGGUGUCCAGGAUCUGCUGCAGUUCCAUUUCAUGGACCCACCACCUCAGGAUAACAUAUUAAACUCCAUGUACCAGUUAUGGAUCUUGGGAGCAUUAGACAAUACAGGGGCGUUAACUCCGAUGGGAAGAAAUAUGGUUGAGUUCCCACUAGAUCCAGCCCUCUCCAAAAUGUUGAUCAAAUCUCUUGAGAUGGAGUGCAGUGCUGAAACUCUCAUAAUAGUGUCUAUGUUGUCUGUACCGGCAAUAUUUUACCGACCAAAAGGGCGGGAGGAAGAAUCUGAUGCUGCCAGGGAGAAGUUUCAAGUUCCCGAGAGCGAUCAUUUAACCUACCUCAAUGUGUACUUGCAGUGGAAAAGAAACGGGUACUCAAGUUCCUGGGCAAACACUCAUUUCAUUCAUAUAAAGGCUAUGAGAAAGGUACGAGAGGUUAGGCAGCAGUUAAAGGAAAUAAUGGACGCGCAGAAGAUGGAGUUGAUAUCAUGUGGUAACGAAUGGGACAUUGUCCGUCAAUGUAUCUGCUCUGCUUACUUCCAGCAGGCUGCUAGGCUAAAGGGUCUAGGUGAAUAUGUGAACACUCGUACCGGAAUGCCGUGCCAUCUACAUCCAACAAGUGCCUUAUUUGGUAUGGGAUACACCCCAGACUAUAUAGUAUAUCAUGAACUUGUGAUGACCUCUAAGGAAUACAUGCAGUGUGUUACAGCAGUAGAUGGUCACUGGUUAGCUGACCUUGGUCCUAUGUUUUACAGUGUUAAAGAUUCUACUAAAUCUAGACAGGAGAGAAAGCAGCAGACGAUAGAGGAGAUGGGACAGAUGGAGGAUGAGAUGAGGAGAGCGGAGGAUCUGAUCAAGAUGAGGAAAGAACACGCAGAGAGGAAGGCACUUGGUUCUAAAAGAGCGCAGAUUGUAACCCCAGGGAGGAAAGAGCCUGGCACUCCAGCAUCUACUCCAAGAAGAACACCGAAGUUUGGCAUCUGAUUUCAUUCUUUAGUAGAAAUACAAUAGGAAUUUGAAAAAUGAGAUGGCAUUCAUGAACAAACCUGGUUUUCAGAUUAUUGAAAAGGAAAUGAAGGAAUUUGAAAUUCCAUGAGAGGGAAAUGAAUGCUGAUUUUGAUAUCUGUUAAAGGAAAGAGAAUGAAGAAUCUAAAUACAGUUUGAAAAUAUUUUACAGGGUAGAGAAUAACUUUUGUAAACUGAAGGCGAAGGAAGUGAAUUAUUAUGAAUUCAUUAUGAUUUUCGAAAAUGGCUAAAAGGAAGUCAACUAUGAACUCAUUAUAACUUUAAGUAUCUGUAAGGGAGGUGAAUAAUGAUAAAUUUUAUGUAAUUUUAAAAUUUCCCUAAAAGGGAAGUGAAAAACAAAUUGCUAAUAACAUUGAAAUACCUGAAAAGGAAAUUCUUAAUAACAUUGACAGGGAAGUGAAUCACGAUUUACUAAAAAUAACAUUGAAAUAUCUGAAAGGGAAGUGAAAAAAAUGCACUGUACGAGUAUAUUGACAUUCUGUCAUUCAAAAAGUAGACAUUACUGAAUUACAGUAAAAGAAUAGCAUACAGGAUGCUUUUAAAAUGUACUAUUAGAGAAAAUUAUAUCAUGGCUGGAAUUUCUUGAAAAAUAACUUGCAUAAUUAACUCUAUAUAUUGUAUGUGUAUAAUUAUAUAAAUAUAAUUAAUGCUAUAUAUAGUGUAUAUAUAAACAAAGGAUUGUUUUUGUAUGCAAUGUUUUUAUGAUGUAUAUUGAGGUACAUUUAGACUGCUGGUCAGUAACUAUAAAAUAGUUCAUCAGUAUUGCACAUAGUGCAUUUACAAUAUAUGUAAUUUUAUUUGGGCUUGCACGGUUUGAUCAUUUAUUGCGCUGAACAAAGUUUACGUUGUAAAGUCAAAUAUGUCAUAAUUAUCAGCUCCAUUUUUACUGGCAGACUGAGAGUAGUAUAAAAUAAAGUUAAAUUUAAAUGGGAAUUAAAUUCAGCUAAAAAAAUUGUAUUUUUUUUUAAAAUGUCUUUCACAAAGAUUAUUUAGCACAUACUUUGAGGUAAACAAACAAACAAUUUAAUAUAAUAC
Messenger RNA from Ruditapes philippinarum (Manila clam), 4955 nucleotides. Its product is annotated as pre-mRNA-splicing factor ATP-dependent RNA helicase PRP16-like. The coding region runs from base 150 to 3878 and encodes 1242 amino acids. The record is from RefSeq and is a predicted model, not a curated record. The transcript has 26 exons. Gene Ontology annotation, cellular component: intracellular anatomical structure; spliceosomal complex. Gene Ontology annotation, biological process: mRNA splicing, via spliceosome. Gene Ontology annotation, molecular function: ATP binding; RNA binding. Lineage: Eukaryota; Metazoa; Mollusca; Bivalvia; Venerida; Veneridae.